Brugia pahangi is the source of this 2064-nucleotide messenger RNA. The record is from the annotation of a GenBank genome assembly. NCBI's taxonomy places the organism in Eukaryota, Metazoa, Nematoda, Chromadorea, Rhabditida, Onchocercidae.
AUGUUAUGCUAUGGUGAAAUCAAAACAGCGUUGCUUGAUUUGACAAAGGAAUGUCACACGCUUUGGAAAGAGAACAAGGAUAUGCAGGGUCGUUUCGUGAAUGAUUUGACAGAAUUACAUCGAAUGCAACUUGCUGUGAGCAAGCUUGAACGUGAUCACCAGGAUGACAAAUUGUCACAGGCGCGGAUAUCAGUAAGUGAUAUGCAGAAGCGGGCAAGCCAGCUGUACAAUGCACUUAUGGAGAAAAGAUGUAAUCUGACGCAGAAGCUGAAUGAAGGUGUGCAUAAUGUCGCAUUGUUACAAAAUCAGCUCAUUAGUGAUUAUCUGUAUGAUUGGAAAAACAGACAAAAGCUUCAGCAAGUUGGUGUGCCGUUUGAAGAACGCGACUGCAUGAUUGAUGAAAUACAAACAGAAUUCGAAAUGUUAGCGGAACAGAACUGGCAGCUGAGAACAUACGCGUGCUGGCAGAUGGAUUUGCUUCGGCGAGGUCCACAAAUAAGUGGUCAUGUGGCACAGACUACAAAUUUGAAUUCGAUACUGGAUAAUCUAACGAAGUUAUUGUGUAUGUUGGUUUCUCAAAGUUUUAUUGUUGCAAUCCAACCUGAACCAGUUUUGAAAACGCAGCAUAAAUUUCUUGCUGAAGUGAGACUUCUUAUUGGCGACAAAUUGGGCAUCAAACAGCAUCUUGUCAAUACUAAUGUCACUGUUCGGAUCAUUGCUGAGGAAGAAGCUCGGUUGCUUAGUACUGCACAGCUGUCCGAAAAAAACGUUAAAACGGUUGGUUCCAUAAGUAACGAUUUCGAAAAAAUAACUACUGACGAUAAAGGACACAUGUCUGCAAAAUUUAGCAAUUCUAAGCUGACGCGUAUUGCGCAUCGAAAGCCGCCACCAAAAGGCGGACAAGGGGACUCCAAAGUGAUAGUGAAUUCACAGACGGCUAUUGACCAGAAAUAUGCAUUAAUUUUUCAUAUAACCCCAUUUCAACUUGGCAAUCUUGGGAAGUUCGAUGUUUGGACAUUGUCAUUACCAAUUAUGGUUACAGUACAUGGAAGUCAAGAUUGUGAUGCACAGGGAGCCAUACUUUGGCAGAGGGCUUUUUCUGAUGUGAAUCGUACGACUUUGUCGCCGGAAAUAGUUUCUGUAUCGUGGAAAGAACUUGGUCAAGUCCUUCGUCAUAAAUUUGCGAUUUCAACUGGUGCAGAGCGAGAAAUCAGCGAUUCAGAUCUUUGUUACAUGGCUGAGAAAUUAAAGGUUUCUGCCGAUGAAGAAAGAAAACUAAUAACCUUGCAUCGGUUUGCGAAGCAAAAUUUGCGGGAUGACGUUAAUUUCUCGUUUUGGGAAUGGUUUUUCGCUAUUAUGCAACUUAUCAAGCAUAAACUUUUGAAGUUUUGGGAUGAAGGGUGGCUAAUCGGUUUUAUAAGUAAACAAGAUGCAUCGUCACAAAUGGUCAGAACUCCCCAUCCUACAUUUCUUCUGCGUUUUAGUGAUACUCAAACUGGUGCUGUUAGUAUUGGUUUUGUUUGCGAUGAUGAAGGUGGUAAAGUGCCUUUUCAUCUUUCACCAUUCUCUAUAAAAGAUCUCGAUCAAUUUUCUCUAGCUCAGCGUAUUGCAUCGUGCCCACAAUUAAAAGAUAUCAAGUAUCUAUAUCCGGAUAUCGACAAGGAAGACAUGUUACGAUAUUUUGAAACUGAAGAACGGCAGAAAUCUUUGUCUCCAACGGGCUACAUUCAGUCCGAAAUCGUCAUGGUUGCAAAAACUGGCGGAAGAUCUGGAUGUCAAACUGGUAGAGAUAGCCCACUACUGUCAUUCUCAACACAAACUAAAUUGGAUUGGUCCCCCGGAGAGAUAAUUGCUCGAACUCAGUCUGCGGAAAUGAAUGAGAAUUAUAAUAAUGAAGAAGUAAUAUCGGUAUUGUCAAGCAGUUUUGAAAACGAUGUUGAGGCUUUACUAGGACCAGGAUUUUAUGCACAGCUUCCCAGUCAACCUCUCCAACUUGUCGACAUAUCGUUUAUUGAUGGCUGCAACAGUUCAUUAAAUAAAUUUGGUGACAGUAUGGAAGAUUAA